AUGGCCCAUAGGAUGAGUUAUCGGAUGCUGAUCUUUGUGAUCCUGCUCUUGAUCCAGUGCCGGUUUGAGUUCACUAACGUCAACUGCACAUCGCUGAAUAAGAAAUUCGGGGAGUGUGAAUAUUUAUAUCUGAAGUCGGUUAAUCGGACCUAUAAAUAUUUGUCCGGGAAAUUUAAACUUUAUCAACUGCCGGUUAAAGCUCUGGACGUAAAUUUUGUGUUGCUGAAGAGAUUCAACGGAUAUAAGCCUUUCCUGUAUAACGUAACCGUCAAUGCCUGUAAAUUGUUUGUCAACCCCAAGUCCAGUCCUGUGGCGAAAUUCUUCUAUGAUUCGUUUCUGACCUUCUCUAAUAUGAACCACUCCUGUCCAUACAAUCAUGACAUUAUUAUCGAUAAGCUCCCCGCUGACUUUAUCAAUCACCGACUAACACAACUUCUACCCUUUCCCCAUGGCGAUUAUCUCGUCGAGGCCUAUUGGUCUCGCUCGGGAUCUCUGUUCGCCAUGGUCAGAGUAUAUGGCAGCCUUUCAUAA
This is a messenger RNA of Drosophila subobscura, 531 nucleotides long. RefSeq lists its product as uncharacterized. The record is from RefSeq and is a predicted model, not a curated record. The transcript is spliced from 4 exons. Bases 1 to 531 code for a protein of 176 amino acids. NCBI's taxonomy places the organism in Eukaryota, Metazoa, Arthropoda, Insecta, Diptera, Drosophilidae.